GACUGUCACCAUAAUAACCCGAGCGCAGGCUAACGUUAGCCAGAUAAAUGCAUCCGAAUGACUACAAAGGAAGGCCCUGUCUGUAAGCGCACAUGGCAUGAUUGGUGAGGUGUUGGCUAACCACCAGUGGGUUGAGCCUCCCUGAUUUCUACAUCCACUACCGCAGUAUGAUGCUGCGCGCAUUUCUGUUUCCGGGUGUAGCAGCAGCAAACGAUGAAUCAUUUUGCAUUCGUGUGGCCGGGCGAAAGUCUAACGUCUUCCUUUCCCUUGAGGAUGAUGCGUUUAGCAUGUAGCACGGCCCUGCUGUUUGUGUUGAGGCUGCUGGUGGACUUGCCUUGGUACCAGGUUCUCCUGGCCGUCCUGAUCUUCUACCUGGGAAGCGGAGGAUGGAGCUUCUUGAAGAUUUUUGCCAAAACAAUUGGCAGAGACUUGCAUGCGGCAAGUGUGUUGUUGCGGGUGAGGAUGAAUGUCAGGCGCCACGUCAGAGAGAAGAACACAAUUCCCAAGAUUUUUGCUGAAACAUUGCGCCGCCACGGGGACAAACCAGCACUCAUUUUCGAGGGGACUGGGGAAUCGUGGACCUUCCGACAGUUAGAUGAGUACUCCAACAGAGUGGCUAACCUGCUGCUGGAACGAGGCUUCAGGGAGGGAGAUGUAGUCGCCCUUUUUAUGGAGAACAGGUCCCAGUAUGUGGGUCUCUGGCUGGGCAUGGCCAAGAUCGGAGUAGAGGCUGCUCUCAUCAACUUCAAUUUGAGACUAGAGGCCUUGGUCCACUGUGUCAACAUCUCCAAUGCCAAGGCUGUGGUUUUUGGCUCAGAGCUGAUUGAUGCUGUAUCUGAGGUCCACAGUUCAAUGGGGAAGGCAGUGCAGAUGUUCUGUUCCGGAGACUGGGACCCAAAACGAGUCCCACAGGAAACAGAGUGCCUCGAGCCCCUGCUGGCUAAAGCCCCAUCUCACCUACCCAGCCAGCCACAACGCUGCUUCACAGAUCGCCUGUUCUACAUCUACACGUCAGGAACCACUGGGAUGCCUAAAGCAGCUAUUGUUGUGCACAGCAGGUACUACCGCAUGGCAGCUUUGGUGUAUUAUGGCUUUAGGAUGACAUCAGAUGAUGUGCUAUAUGACUGCCUGCCACUGUACCAUUCUGCAGGAAACAUUGUGGGUGUGGGCCAGUGUAUCAUACACGGCAUGACAGUAGUCAUCAGAAAGAAGUUCUCUGCCUCACGCUUCUGGGGCGACUGUGUCAAAUACAACUGCACUAUUGUGCAGUACAUUGGUGAGGGGACCCAGCCAAUUCGGGACACAGAGCGACAACAUCGAGUGCGCAUGGCACUGGGCAAUGGCCUGCGCCAGUCCAUAUGGGAGGAGUUCAUGAACCGCUUCAAUAUCCCGCAGAUCGCAGAGUUCUAUGGAGCUACAGAGUGCAACUGCAGCCUGGGCAACUUCGAUAACAAGGUCGGAGCGUGUGGCUUCAACAGUCAGAUUCUACCCUUCUUCUACCCCAUCAGACUGGUGAGGGUUGAUGAAGAGACCAUGGAGCUCAUUAGAGGACCUGAUGGUGUCUGCAUUCCCUGUAAACCUGGCGAGCCUGGCCAGCUAGUAGGCAGGAUCAUUCAGAAUGACCCUCUUCGGAGGUUUGAUGGCUAUGUCAACCAAUCGGCAACAAACAAGAAGAUUGCUAAUAAUGUCUUUAAGAAGGGAGACAGCGCUUAUCUCUCUGGUGAUGUGUUGAUCAUGGAUAAGUACGGCCACAUGUAUUUCAAGGACCGAACAGGAGACACUUUCCGCUGGAAAGGAGAGAACGUCUCUACGACCGAGGUGGAGGGAACUCUCAGCAAGCUGCUACACAUGAAAGAUGUAGUUGUGUAUGGAGUGGAUGUACCAGGAGCCGAGGGAAAAGCUGGAAUGGCAGCCAUCGCUGAUCCAUCUCUCACCACCGACCUGGAGAGGUUUGUGAAGGACAUGGAGAAGGCUCUUCCUCCAUACGCCAGACCUGUCUUCAUCCGCUUCCUUCCAGAGGUCGACAAGACAGGAACAUUUAAGUUUCAGAAGACAGAGUUGCGUCGGGAAGGCUUUGACCCCAGUGCUGUGUCAGACAGACUGUACUUCCUGGAUUCCAGCAGAGGGCGCUAUGUGCAGCUGGAUGAGGAGCUUUACCGCUCCAUCCUGUCGGGGAAAAACAAAUUGUGAUGACUAGGCCGACCACUACAUCUGCACUUGCACACCUAGACACACACAGAUACAGAAAAGAAGACGGUGUUGUUUGACCAAGAUAGCAGAAUGUGACUUUCACUCCAUAUACACACAAAUACAUGUUAACUAAUAGCCAUACACACUCAAAUGCCAACACAUUUACAUAUAUACACAUACACAUUGUACUCCCAAAACCAUUUUGCUAUUUGAU
Molecule: messenger RNA, 2404 nt
Organism: Monopterus albus (swamp eel)
Lineage: Eukaryota; Metazoa; Chordata; Actinopteri; Synbranchiformes; Synbranchidae
Gene: slc27a4
Product: solute carrier family 27 member 4
Biological process (GO): long-chain fatty acid import into cell; long-chain fatty acid metabolic process; medium-chain fatty acid transport
Cellular component (GO): plasma membrane; endoplasmic reticulum membrane
Molecular function (GO): oleoyl-CoA ligase activity; long-chain fatty acid transmembrane transporter activity
Source: RefSeq, a predicted model, not a curated record